AUGUUGAAGAUCCGAGUUUUCUCCUUCCGCGGGUCCGGCGACGAGGACCAUGAGGCACGUCCGGGCUCGUCGUCGGAUGGACUCCGACCGGCGUCGUCUCCGCCGACGCUCGUGCCGACGUCGCCGAGGCGUCGGGCGGGCGCCGCCACCCGGCGCCUGGCCAGCGCCGUGUCCACCACCUUCCGCAAGCUGGGACACAAGCUGGGACACCACCGACAUCAGCAGAGGGCGCCCCGCAGGUCUCCGCCGGCCUCGGCAGAGUUGGGACCGCGCCGGAACCUCUUCCACUUUCCCGGUCGGCUGAGCGUGAGCCACCCGAACGUGUCGUGCUCGGACCUGGCCGCCCUGGCCAGGGACUCGGCGGCCUCGUGCCCGCUCCCGAGGGGCCAGCGGAAGGACGUGGCGGCCGCGGGCGGCGCCUCCUACUCGGACCCGACCAUGCUGCGCAGUCGGCGCAGAAUGCGGGUGGAGUCAACGGAAGACGAGACGUCGUCGAUGACGCCUCCGCUCGCGUCUUCGACGCCCCCGUCGUCCCGAUUGGCCGGAGUGGACAGCACCGACCUCAGCGACGUCUUCGGACUGCGGAGCCGCCGUGCGGCCGCCGGGGCCCCGGACUCCGCGACGGCCGGCGUGGUCCUCUACAAGCUCCAAGUCCACCUCCGCUGCGGAAAGAACCUCGUGGCCAAAGACGCCUGCGGUACGAGCGACCCGUACGUCAAGUUCAAGCACGGCGGCCGGCAGGUGUACCGCAGCCGCACGGUGUCCCGCUCCCUGGACCCGUACUGGGACGAGUGUUUCUUCCUGCCCGUCCGGGACCUGUGGGACCCGCUGCUGGUCCGGGUCUUCGACUACGACUUCGGACUCCAGGACGACUUCAUGGGCGCAGCGCUCGUCGAACUACACACUCUGGAACUGGACAGGCCGACGGACGUGCUGCUCAACUUGACGGAGUCCGGCAAGCCCGAAGACGUGAACGCCAAGGACUUGGGCUACAUCGUGCUCACCGUCACCCUGUUACCGGCCACGGCCAAGGACGACGUCGAACAACAGUACUUCAGCAAGAGCCUGCGACUGGGCUCCAGCGGCAGUGGCGACGCGGGGGCCAAGAAGGCCAAGACCCAGCCCUGGGACAGCGUGGUGAACGUGGUCCUGGUCGAGGGCCGCAAUCUCCUGUCCAUGGACGACAACGGCUUCAGCGACCCGUACGUCCGCUUCAAGCUGGGCAACGAGAAGUACAAGAGCAAAAGCGCUGCGAAAACGCUGAAUCCGCAGUGGCUCGAGCAGUUUGACCUGCACGUGUAUUCCGACCAGUCCCGGACACUGGAGCUGACCGUCUGGGACAAGGACUUCAGCGGAAAGGGUGACUUCAUGGGCAGGUGCUCGAUCGACGUAGGCAGCCUGGAGCCCGAGAGGACGCACUCGGUCUGGCAGGAGCUGGAGGACGGGGCGGGCUCCCUGUUCCUCCUGCUCACCGUGAGCGGGACCCAGGGCUCCAGCUCCGUCUCGGACCUCAUCGCCCACGACGCGGCCGGGGCCGUGGCCAGGAACGGGGCCGUCCGUCUCAGAUACGGUCUCCUGCACAGCUUCCACGACUGGGACGACGUUGGUCACCUAGUCGUCAAAGUGUUCAAGGCCCAGGGGCUUGCCUCUGCCGACCUGGGUGGGAAGAGCGACCCCUUCUGCGUCCUGGAGCUGGUCAACUCGAGGCUACAGACCCACACCGAGUACAAGACGCUCUCGCCCGAGUGGAACAAGAUCUUUGCCUUCAAAGUAAAGGACAUUCAUUCGGUACUGGAACUAACGGUGUACGACGAAGACCGGGACAAGAAGUGCGAGUUCCUCGGAAAGCUUGCCGUGCCUCUCAUCAAGAUUAAAAACGGAGAAAAGAAAUGGUACGGUCUGAAGGACCGGAAACUCAAGACUAGAGUCAAGGGUCAGAUCCUUCUGGAGAUGAACGUUGUCUACAAUCCGAUCAAAGCCUGCGUGAAGACAUUCAACCCUAAAGAAACCAAGUUCAUGCAACUCGACCAGAAGUUCAAACGCAUUGUGUUCAUGCGCAACCUGACGCGUGUCAAGAACAUUGUCAUGUUUGUCAUUGACAUGGGCAAGUUUCUCAAUAGCUGCUUCCUCUGGGAGUCUGUGCCAAGAUCCCUCCUUGCCUUUGCCGCCUUCCUGGUGAUCACGUACACUGCUGAGCUGUACAUGCUGCCCCUGGUGCUUCUGCUGGUCUUCCUCAAGAAUCUGCUGGUUCUCACAGUGGCCGGGAUUCAGGGGGGCGGCAGGGAGGAGGAAGAGCUCAAUGAAGACGACGAGGAAGAUGAAGAGGAUGACAAGGAUCCCAAAACAGAAGAGAAGAAAAGCCUGAAAGAGCGUCUUCAAGCCGUCCAAGAGGCCACCGCCACGGUGCAAAACGUUCUCGGAGAAGUGGCAUCGCUCGGCGAAAGGAUCAACAACACGUUUAACUUCAGCGUCCCCCUGCUGUCGUGGCUUGCCAUCAUCGUGCUCCUACUCGUCACACUCAUCCUGUACUACAUCCCCAUACGCUACGUGCUCAUGGCCUGGGGGGUGAACAAGUUCACCAAAAAGCUACGCAGCCCCGACAUCAUUCCAAACAACGAGGUCAUGGAUUUCCUCAGCCGCGUGCCCGACAACGAGGAAAAGAUCAUGUACCGGGAGAUCCGGCCGAACCUGAGUGCGGCACUGGAGGCGGAGCGGAAGAAGAAGAAGAAGAGCAGCUGAUCUUGGGCUUCCCUCCAGAACCUGGCCCGGCAGCGCAUGGGGAUGGUCCCCGCCUUUCACUUCACAGACAACGAAUGGCGCCGUCGCGGUUCGCCCCAACGUUCCUCGUGAUGCGCGCCUUUUUGCGGGGGUGCCACGUCUGCUGUGAUAUUCGAUGUCCCCCUCCCCAUCCCUCUUCUUUCAACAGGGAUUUUUCCCUUUCACGAAGGUUGCGCGGCGAGAGUCUCUUCGAACGGGUUCCGUUUUGCCAAUGUUGCGAGGAAAUGUGGGACUGCGUUAGAGCGAUGUCCAUGGACGAGCGAUGGUGUAUGUCCUACGUGUUGUUUAAACUCGGUCUGUGGCGUGUACACUAAAAAAAAAACUCUCUCUAACGAUUCCCGAAAACCGUAAAAUUUUCAGUGAGAGCAGUUUAUUGCUAUAGUUAGUCUAACGUCAGUAUAAUAAAUAAAAGAACCCUCGGAAGGGAGAUACAUGGUUCGGCGCCAAUUGCUUCCAUGCACAGAUCGAUCUCCAUUAG
Ixodes scapularis (black-legged tick) is the source of this 3256-nucleotide messenger RNA. RefSeq names its product multiple C2 and transmembrane domain-containing protein 1. Bases 1 to 2739 code for a protein of 912 amino acids. Lineage: Eukaryota; Metazoa; Arthropoda; Arachnida; Ixodida; Ixodidae. Gene Ontology annotation, molecular function: calcium ion binding. Gene Ontology annotation, cellular component: synaptic vesicle membrane. The record is from RefSeq and is a predicted model, not a curated record. Gene Ontology annotation, biological process: regulation of neurotransmitter secretion. The transcript has 21 exons.